UUCGCACUUCAGUUGCCUCCGUUGCCUCGCGUACGUCGGAUCGAGGGAGUAUCUUUCACGUUCCUUCUGCCGGUCACGCGUUGCUUCAAUCUCGUUCUGUCGAAUUUUCACGUGUUUAUUUCGGUGUUUUUUUGUACUGACGAACGGUUCUUGGUAAAACGCGGAAAUUAUCGGGCAUGGUGCGAUUUCCUCGUCGCACCGGGUCUGUGCACGGAUCCGCGGGUGCAGUGUUCUCUAGAUCCGAGUGAUCGAAUCAUCGUGACUCGUGCUAGCGAGACAAGUUUACGGAUCACCUCCUGGCCCGUGGCAUGCGUUUGACUUGAUGGUAUUCGAGAGCGUCGAGAUGCGGAACCCGGGGUUCCUGCUCGAAGACGCCAGACACGGAUACAUCCAGUAUAUCAGCCUAAGCGAAUGUUACUUCGCGGGCAAGGGCGCCGCCCUAGUUCUACCCCCGCAUGAAAGGGCCAGACCCUCGAGGAAGGUCUCCGCGGCAGGAUGCGACAUCCAACAGCACUUGCAGUCCAUGUUUUACCUGCUAAGACCAGAGGAAACCCUCAAAAUGGCGGUGAAACUGGAGUCGGUGCAUCCAGGAAGGACGAGAUACUUGGUCGUCGUGUCCUGCACGGGGCGACAGGACGCCGAGGAGAGUUGUCUCCUCGGUAUCGAUUGUCACGCUAGGGCGACCGUCGGUCUUGUACUACGGGUUCUGGCCGACACCGCCAUUACUCUCGACGGCGACGGAGGCUUCAGCGUCAGCGUUUGCGGUUCGCAGCACAUCUUCAAGCCGGUGUCGGUGCAGGCGAUGUGGUCGGCCUUGCAGACGUUGCACAAGGUGUCGAGCAAGGCACGCGAACAGAACUACUUCCUGGGUGGCUUGUCGCACGAUUGGGUCAGUUACUAUGAGCAACGAAUCGAGAGUGAUCGCUCGUGUCUCAACGAGUGGCACGCCAUGGACAAUCUGGAGUCUCGGAGACCACCGUCGCCGGACAGCGUACGCAACAAACCCAGAGAAAGGGACGAGACUGAACGCGUGAUCCGAUCGACGUUGAAAGAGAUCAUGAUGUCCGUGGAUCUCGACGAGGUAACGUCGAAGUAUAUUCGAGGCCGUCUCGAAGAAGACCUCGAUAUGGACCUCGGGGAGUUCAAGUCGUUCAUCGAUCAGGAGAUGCUCACCAUUCUGGGUCAGAUGGAUGCGCCGACUGAAAUAUUUGACCACGUUUACCUAGGAAGCGAGUGGAACGCGAGCAACUUGGAGGAGCUCCAGAAGAAUGGUGUCAAGCAUAUCCUGAACGUAACACGGGAGAUCGACAACUUCUUCCCCGGGAUGUUUACGUACUUGAACGUACGCGUUUACGACGAUGAGAAGACCGAUCUACUGAAGCAUUGGGACGACACGUUCAAAUAUAUCACGAAGGCGAAGAAGGAAGGUUCGAAGGUGCUGGUGCACUGUAAAAUGGGAGUGUCGAGGUCGGCCUCUGUGGUGAUCGCGUACGCAAUGAAAGCGUACAAUUGGGACUUCUCCCAGGCGUGGAAGCACGUCAAGGACAAACGGAAUUGUAUCAAACCUAACAACAACUUCCUGCUGCAAUUGGAAACCUAUCAAGGUAUACUCGACGCGAUGAAGAACAAGGAAAAGCUUCAGAGGUCGAAAUCAGACACGAACUUGAAAUCUCCUACCUCGGUGAAGGAUCAGUCGAAGAAAGAGGAGAAAUCUGACAAUGUGGACAACGGAUUGCAGUCUGUUUCGGGAUUCGAACUGAAGAAGAGCAGCCAGAGGCCGAAGAGUUGGUCGCCGAACGUGAAAAUCAGCGAAAUCAUGUUGCCUUCUGUUCCCCUAUCGCAGUCUCUUGAGAGCAUCGAUAAGACAGGGAACACGGAAGUAACGAGGGAAGAUCUCCUCCGUUCUGUAGACCAGAAGACCGGUAUGCCUCGGAACGUGCUGAUGCCAUGCGAUAACGGACAGAGGACGGAAUCCUACAGCGUGUCACAGAAUCAGAUCGUCCACCUUCCAGGACCCUCCCCGGACACGCCGAGCGUGAAGAAGCGCGUCAGCAAGUUAGAAACUCAGGGUCAGAGAAGGAAAGGUUUAGUGCUGAACCUGACGAACCAGUUCGAGGCAGUGAGUAGCAAACCGUCUUCUCCGAGUUCGGACUCCGACGGGAAACCACUGCCGCAGAGUCCAGUCUCCGGUGUCAACGAGAAUGGACUCGACUUGCAACAACCUACCGAAACGUUGUCCAUUAAGCAGGAGGUUUGGGAUCCUGGCGAGAAGCAACGGAAGAAGGCGGAUACCGGUAGUAAUAGUGAAUGUCUAGUCUGGGCUGCAUCGACCGAUGCAACGUGUACCAAUUCGUGUAGUAACGCUAAGCCUAACGGGGAAGUGAGUGCGGAAAGUGAGUGCGCCGCGACGAGCACGACGACGGUAUACCCUGGCACGUUGCCGCGGCGAGCCAGGAAGGAGGGUGACCCGUUCAGCACGCAGGUCGACCGGGUGUUCGACCGCGAGGAGAGGCACGGAGAACCGGUUACGAGGGACUCGCCGAGCCGGCAGAGCUCCUGGAGCAGUUACGACAGUGCCGUGGUCCUCGACAAUUCGGUGCAUAGUUCCUGGGCGACGCUACCGUCGAGGAACAGUUCCUGGGGCUCGUACGACAUGCGUCCCCCGGACUUCCUCGGCUCCAGCGGCCUUUUCCCUUAUGAUAAAGAGGAAAUACCGUGGCAUCCGGGUACCGUGAAACGCACGAAGCAGAAGCUUGAAGAGAACACCACGUCUGGGACGGUGAAACGCGUGUGCACGCAGAACUCCGACGCCGAGGAGAAGGACAGAUUGCCCGCGGAGGAGGAAUCGUACAAUCCGGUGCUCCUGCACCAUACGGCUUCGCCCACGCCGCGAAGAAGGGACUCGUCGCCUAGCCAGGAACAUAAUUUAAAAGUUGAUGCUGUUAGGAACACCCCGAGUCCCAUCAGAGGAAUCGAUAUCUCGCCGGCGUCGAUUCGUCAAAUUGGCAGACUGUCGACGAGUGCGCCGGCCUCGUCAUCCCUCUCCUCGGAUACAGACCUACCGUCGUCGUUAAGGUCCUGCAGGUCGGAGAGCGAAACCUCGAGUCCGUGCGUGGUCAACACCACCCAGUGUUCCUCCGUGAAGCAUCACAAGAUGGUCCUGGAGAAUCUGAGCAACAAGUCGAUGUUCAGCAAACGUUGCCUGUCCGUGGACGAUUCGCCGGAGGCCGAGUGCCCGCGGAGUACCUCCGGCAUUGUACAGAAUCUCAAGAAGGAGUUCGAGGCGAAGACCAAGCUGGAGAAGAGUCCGGAGAACAGUUUCGAGAACGAUUCGCCGAUCGCCGUCGGACGACCGAAGAGGGACGUGAAGAUCCGCAGUUUGCCAUCGUCGCCGGUGAUCCCUCACAACGAGUCGAAGAUUCAAGCCCCGUCCGAAACCAAAGAGAAAGAGAAAUCGCCAAGCGAGUCGUCGUCCUCAUCCUCGUCCUCAUCCUCGUCGUCGUCGACGUCUUCGUCGUCGUCGGCAGGAGCCGCGCAGGACAACGGCUUGGAAGACCGAUCGGUCAGGGUUCUGGUCGAGAAGUACGAGGUGAAGCCGGCCGACGUGAAGGACAGAAAAUCGACGGAGAUUCAGCUGCGCGUGCACAAAGACAAAGACUGGGAGCCGAUCGACUCGCAGCACAACAAAUCCGCGAAGACCACGCCCGAAUAUAGUAGAAGGUCCGCGCCGAUCCUGAUCAAUAAUCACUCCUCAUCGCCCCUGUUCGCCGAGGCGACGCCGGAAGCGCCUGGCAGGCCGCCGGUUCCCGGCAUCGUGGCAGCUAGCAAGAAACAGCAACAGCACGGCAGAACGCAUCCUUUGGCCAGGCUGCAGGUCAGGCCUAGGCACAGCAGUCCGGUUUACAACACCAUGUAAAGAGGAACCGUUUCAUUUCGGUCGUGUUGUUUCUCACUUUCUUUCCUCUUUAUCUCGGUUUCUUGUUUCUAUCUACACGUGAUUUCGAUCAGUCGAAUCCUGAUGAGCGCGCGUACCUGAAUGCAAUUGGGUAUGUGUCUGUCGUGGCCACGAUAUGAAACUGUGUGAUCUCUAUUUGAUGCCAACGAGUCACGAGGAUCGGGUCCUCCUCUCGAGCUCGGUAUAAUCGACGGGGACAUGAUUUUAUAAAUAAGAAUCCGCUUCCCACCAUCUUCGAUGUAUGUACAAUUUUACUGUUUCGCGAGAGAGAGAAAGAAUGUCCUUGUAAACUAUGCUCUGGAACGAUAAGGCAGAGCACCCGUAUUUUUUCGAUGCUUGUUCUAAGUAAACGCCACGGUCCGUACGAGCUUCUCGUGUUCGAACGCGUAAAAUUUGUCCGUGUGAUAUAUAUAUAUAUAUAUGUACAUGUAUAUAUAUAUAUUUGUGUUCGCUAGUUUUUUAGUAUCUCCGUUCGAUGAAAUUUACGUGAUUUAUUUAAUUCGGUAAUGGGAUCGGUAUAUUUAUUGUCCCACAGCUUACGGCGUUGGAUAGCUGCCCGAUGGAUCGCUUGCGAAAUUAUAUUUUUGCCCAAAAUUUAGGUAGAGAUGUUACAUCAUUACACUAUUUAUCAUUAUGUAUUCACCUAGCAAAUAGUAUUUUUACAUUUACUGCCAAUGAGAAGCAGUUUGUUUAAAAAUAAACGAAAGCAACAAAAAAAAAGAAGAAAUGGAAACGAACAGCAAGAAUGAUAGGUCUUCUAUGUGUCGAAAAGAUACAAGUGCCUUGUCCUACCGUCAACGUCUAAUUAUACAUAAUAUUUGUAAUAAUAAGGCACGUUCAAAGGUCCUUCAACGUUUUUAUGUUCCUUCUUCGUCAGACGUGUCUUGGCCUGCUCUUAAUUAGUUCAAUUAUUUUUUAAGCUGGAAAUGCAACAAUUCUAGGAUGACGCGGACGCAACACUGUUAUUCCUACGGCGUGUCGUCGGAUUUAAAAUAGUGACCUAAUGGGCUUGGAAUCAAACGUGAUGUGUAAUUUUGUCUGUGCGUAUCGCGGGGCGUCGCCGCGCAAAAGUCGGAGCCAGCGUGCCCCACGCAUCUGAUCGUGAAUGCAUGAUUUCGCGUCGGACUCGGUCAGGCUGUGAACGAAAGGUCCGAGCCCCGCGAAAGGUAAUAGUACUGAUCUGCGCUGACUCCCUCUUUUACGUUGCUUACUUACGUUGCGAUCGCCGAAACGCGCCCCGAGAUGAAGAGAUUCUAUGCGAAAGAAAAGCAAGCAAAAAAAAAGAGAAAAAGAAAUGGACACCUCGGAAACGGCGGCGUGUAACGUUUAGCUGUACUGUAUUUAGUAUUUUAGAGCGAACAAUGUGAUUAGGAUGGUGCACAGUAUGCGAGAAGACGAAAGUAGCAAAGGAAAACCCUUCCUCCCCUCCCAUUAUUUCCUGGAUGAAGCCCGACUUCGAAUCGUUCGAACGAUUCGUUCGACCAAUCGUUAUGGAUUCUUCUAUCCCAUUUUUACUCAUCACUUUGUAUAUCAUGUGUAAAGCAUCGUCGUGCGAACCCGCAGUCCUCUCUCCUCUCUUCGUCCGUCUCGUUUUCACAGUUUUCGUUUUCGCAUCUAUCGUGACGUCUUUCCUGCGUUCUUCUUCUCCCACUCUUUACUUUUCUCCCUUUUUUUAUCGACCAGUGACGACGAUUGCCUAUCGAAGAUUUUACCGUGACAUCGCAAUUUCGGAAAGUAUAAUGAACAAAAAAUAUAUAUAUAUAUAUGUAUACAUACACCGCUCGGUAUCAGCGUUCGUCGUUCUUAAACAUAUCAUCGGAUGUCGUUCGUUCUCGUUUGCGUUUUUUGCCAUGUCGACCAAUUUUAUACUACUUCCCCUGAUAUUGAUGAUGAUGAUGAUGAUAAUGAUGAUGAAUGCGAGGCUCGUUUUUUGAUAAAGGUGCACCGCGACGAUUGUGUGUGUGUAGAAAUAUAUUUUAUUACGGAGAUAAUUUUGCAGAAUAAUUUUUCUCGUAACGUUAAUUCUAAUCGGUGCCUCGUCCCUCGGACGAAGUAUUAUCACCAACCGACGGCGAGGAACGAUCCCGAAAGCGAACGCUAUUAAAAGAAGAAAUAAGAAAAAAAAAACAAAACAAACUGUAACAUGUUAAAUUAGAAUAAAAAGAAAGGUGUUACAUCGCCAAACGCUCUGUGCUUUACAACGUCGAAAUUCAGAAUUGAAUCGCUCGUCGCUCCAUUUAUUUCUUACGGAAUUUGUACAGGCAAUCAUCUUCGAAUAAUUUGUAUACAAUUUCUACAACGUCCCGGCAUGAAAGCGAGAAGUUUUCUUUCUUCCUAAAUUAUCCGCGUAACGAAGAACUGUAUAAUAAAUGAGUCAAACACUGUUCGAAUUGCCAUUUUUUAUGUCUGAUACCAGUUGCACCGCAGGCGUCGAUCAAAGACUCGUUUUUGUGGAAGAGUUUAUUUCUCGAGUGCGCGUACAUAUUUUGCGUACACGUAUUAUAUCGCAUCAAGAAACCGAAGAAGAAAGUCGGUCAUCAAGCCGGUUGAGCAUCUAUUUCGUACAGCCGUCUGCCGGCGCAGAACGCGAGCUGCGGCACGAUCGAAAGGGUCCUUGUUUUCUUCGCGUGUUUCGGGUUCACUGGGCCGACGUCCAUGCCGUACGUCCCGCCCCUUAAAUUUCUGAUCAUCGCCAGUGUCUGUAAAGAGAACCUCAUCGUCUGUAUAAAACCUAAUGCGAAUGUAGAAACAUUUUUUUGGAUAUCUUCCAGAAAUAAGAAUUUGAACAUUAUUUUCAAGUAAAUAUCUUUCUAUUCUUAAAGGUUCGAAAGGGUAGAAUGUAAAUUUUCAUAAAUAAGAUCAAUCAUUUUCUUUUCCAUCAUAGUUGUACAAAACGGAGUUUGAGAUUCUAGCCAACUCAUUUUUCAUUCCGAUAGAAAAAUAAGUUGUAUCGAAUAAAAUGUUUCUGGAUUUGUGUUGAGCGCGGGAAUUUUUCGUUGAAAAUUAAACGAAAGACGGAGAUUGAAAGAACAAAACUCACCGCGUGUGAUCGCAAAUCGAUUACCCUGAAGAGAUUGAUGUCACAGCCGCCGCAAGCGAGAAACAUGUUCGACACGUACUUGCCACAGUAGAGCAUGGAAGAGUAGCUGUCGGGCUCGAGGGAAACGAGCAACUUUCCGGUACGAUAAUCCCAUAAUUGGAUAGGGUUUUCCCUUUGCCAGGAGCAGGCUAAGAUCUGUUCGCGAUUAACUGUUAGUUAAAUACAAGAAUCACUGGACCGUCUAUAUAUAUAAUUCCUAAGCGAAAAAUUAGGACGCGUAUUCUUUUAAUAAUAAUUCCCUGUGUAAACCUAUAUUGCACAAUCGACUCCUGUUUCAUUUCACUCGAAUUUGGGUCAGUUUGACUCCAGAAAGAAUUUUGAUAAAACUCUGAUUUUAUUUAAUAUGAUGCUUUUAACUUAAUGGAAAUCGUUAUAUAAUUAUUUUAUUGGUGAUUUAAAAGAUUUUUUAUAUAUGACAUUACUGCCUAAUUGUUGAUAAAAAUUGUGAAUAACUUUUACUGAAUUUAAAAUGAAUUCUAAACCGCAUGAAAUCAAUUCUUCAGAAAGUGUCAAAAAUUUGAAUAUACUUUAAUAUUUUUAUACAAUAUUGAUAAAACAUCGAUUUAUGUACAACAAAACUUUUACAUAGUUUAUAAAGAAAACGUUGUUACGAAGUUUUGAAGCUAACACACUGCCCUGUUUCAAGUUUUUCUAUGCCAUGUAUUUCGAGCUUGAAAACACCUAAUGAACGAGAUUGUUUGCUUUCCACAUUUACAAUUUUUAGAAACGAAUUCCAGAAAAUCUUGAUUAUUAGGUACAUUUCACUGAAAUGCAAUAAAUUGCGUAUUAUUAAAUAAAGUUUGUCGAAUCGAUAAUCUAUUCAAAGGAAACAAGCUGACCCAUCAAUAAACGUAUUAAAAGUUCUCUAUACCACGUUCUGAAAAUUUUUAUCGAACCAAUUUGAAAUCCAGUGACUUCAAUUACUAUAAAUGUCACACAGUAAUUGCAGAAGAAUUGAGUUACACAAUUUUACUGUGAAUUUCAUAAUUGGUUAAAUAAAAGAGUGACGAUGAAAAAUGUAUUAAAACAAGGAGCCGGGUUUCCACAAUUUUUAUACAUUCGCCGCGUGAGAAAGUCUGUUGAGAUGAGACAGUUGAUUUGGAAUUCUGAAUGAAACGUGACACCUGAUACCUCUCUUCCAUUCUUGCUGAUGUCGAGGCCAUCGCCGCACAUGUGAACGCCCGAUAUUCGCCUGAGCGCGUACGGUUGCCUAGUAUCCCAGAACUGAAUGGUAUUGUCCCAACCGGCGCUGAUCAGCUCAUGGGCCGAUUUCGGGUUGAAGCAGGCGCUGAACACUCUCGAUUUGUGACCGUCCAUAACUUCCAAUGAAUCGCUAAACGGAAAUAGAUGAGAAAAGAACAAAGAGAACUAUUUACAUGUUAGUUUGUAUCGCGCUUAGAAGAGAUUUGCUGUAAGUAAAAAAAAAAAAAGAAAACAAGAGAGAGUGCGAAGUUCGACGAGUUGUGUAAAUUAAAAUUGUAUGAAUCCGAACGAGGUAAAGGAAGCUAUUCUUAAUUAGCUGUUCGCGUCAGUGGACGGAUUUGUAAAUGAACGAGGAUUUAUGUUUUAAGAUCGUCGAUGGUGGAUCCGUUUGUAAAUAAUAAAACAGCGGGAGUAACCGCAGCAGAAGUGAACGCAAAUAGAAAUAUGAUAAGCAACA
Ceratina calcarata is the source of this 8715-nucleotide messenger RNA. Its product is annotated as Protein phosphatase Slingshot. NCBI's taxonomy places the organism in Eukaryota, Metazoa, Arthropoda, Insecta, Hymenoptera, Apidae. The transcript has 8 exons. The record is from RefSeq and is a predicted model, not a curated record. The coding region runs from base 323 to 3916 and encodes 1197 amino acids. Gene Ontology annotation, molecular function: phosphatase activity; actin binding. Gene Ontology annotation, biological process: negative regulation of actin filament polymerization; protein dephosphorylation.